UGUAGGGUAUAUGAUUCAUCACGGAACGCAUUAUCCGGAAAAAAGGGAAUUCGAGCUGUGACAUCUGGUCAAAAAAACCUGCUGCAGCUUGAAUUGCGGGCAAUGUAUCAAUUGACUGACGCUGGUCUUACUGAAGUCCAUUGCCCGCAUCUGCAUACAGUGGAUAUCAGCGGUUGUGCUAUGGUAACAAGCCUAGGAAUCCGAUUCCUUGUACAAAGAAACCCGAAUCUCCACUGCCUUUAUCUCAAUCAUUGUCGAUCGCUUGACGAUCAAGCUCUCUAUGAUAUUGCCUACUAUGUGGGAGAACGAUUA
Strongylus vulgaris is the source of this 312-nucleotide messenger RNA. Lineage: Eukaryota; Metazoa; Nematoda; Chromadorea; Rhabditida; Strongylidae. The record is from the annotation of a GenBank genome assembly.